Puma concolor (puma) is the source of this 2803-nucleotide messenger RNA. RefSeq names its product endoplasmic reticulum mannosyl-oligosaccharide 1,2-alpha-mannosidase. Gene Ontology annotation, molecular function: mannosyl-oligosaccharide 1,2-alpha-mannosidase activity; calcium ion binding. NCBI's taxonomy places the organism in Eukaryota, Metazoa, Chordata, Mammalia, Carnivora, Felidae. The record is from RefSeq and is a predicted model, not a curated record. Gene Ontology annotation, cellular component: endoplasmic reticulum; membrane. Gene Ontology annotation, biological process: mannose trimming involved in glycoprotein ERAD pathway; carbohydrate metabolic process.
GGGGUGUGGACGGCGCUGCGAUGGCUGCCCGCGGGUGUCGGACCAGCGAAGCCCCCGGCGCCUCUCAGAGCCCGGCCUCCUGACGCCGCCAGUGGGCGGGGUCGCCCGGGCCGCCGCCACCGCUGUCAUGUAUCCGCCGCCGCCGCCGGCGCCACAUCGGGACUUCAUCUCGGUGACGCUGAGCCUUGGCCAGAGCUACGACGGCAGCAAAAGCUGGCGGCGGCGCUCGUGCUGGAGGAAAUGGAAGCAGCUGUCGAGAUUACAGCGCAACGUGAUCCUUUUCUUCCUCACGUUUCUCCUGCUCUGCGGGCUCCUGUCCUACAUCAGCGUGGCUGACCAGUGGAGAGCCGUGGAUGGCAGGUCAGCGGAAGAGCGGAAGGUGAGACCAGCAGAUCCGCCCGUCUUGCCGGCUCCUCAGAAGGCAGAUGCUAAUCCAGAAAACUCGCCGGGGCUUUUACCCCAGAAGCCUCAGAGGCAUUUCCGACGGGGACCGCCCAACCUGCAGAUCAGAGCCCCCGACAAAGACUCCAAGGACCGGAGGCAGGAUGACACGAGGCGGAGGGACGAGGUGGUGGGCGACGCUCGUCAGGAAGAGAGCACACAGAGAACGGUGGUCAGCUGGAGGGGUGCAGUGAUCGAGCCGGAGCAGGGCACCGAACCCCCUUCGAGAAAGGCAGGGGGCCCCCCCACCAAGCCUUCCUCACAGGCCCCCGGGAUUCAGAACCAACCAGCCUCCCCGAACGAGCGUCAGAGGGCCGUGAUAGACGCCUUCCGCCACGCGUGGACCGGCUACCGCAAGUUCGCCUGGGGCCACGACGAGCUGAAACCCGUGUCCAGGUCCUUCAGCGAGUGGUUUGGCCUGGGACUUACGCUGAUUGACGCCCUGGACACCAUGUGGAUUUUGGGUCUGAAAAAAGAGUUUGAAGAAGCCCGCAAGUGGGUGUCUAAGAAGCUCCGGUUUCAGAAAGACGUGGACGUCAACCUGUUCGAGAGCACGAUCCGGAUCCUGGGCGGCCUUCUGAGCGCCUACCACCUGUCCGGGGACGACCUCUUCCUGAGGAAGGCCGAAGACUUUGGGAAUCGGCUGCUGCCUGCGUUCCAGACGCCCUCCAGGAUCCCAUACUCGGACGUGAACAUCGGCACCGGAGCCGCCCACCCGCCCCGCUGGACCUCGGACAGCACGGUGGCCGAGGUCACGAGCAUUCAGCUGGAGUUCCGAGAGCUCUCCCGCCUCACGGGGAGUAAGAAGUUUCAGGAGGCCGCAGAGGAGGUGACGAGGCGUGUGCACUCCCUGUCGGGGAAGAAGGACGGGCUGGUGCCCAUGUUCAUCAACACGCACAGCGGCCUCUUCACUCACAUGGGAGUGUUCACUCUGGGCGCCAGGGCCGACAGCUACUACGAGUACCUGUUGAAGCAGUGGAUCCAGGGCGGAAAGAAGGAGACGCAGUUACUGGAAGACUACCUCGAAGCCGUCGAGGGAAUCAAAAGGCACCUGCUGCGCAGGUCUGAGCCCAGGAAGCUCACCUUUGUGGGGGAGCUGGCCCACGGCCGGUUCAGCGCCAAGAUGGACCACCUGGUGUGCUUCCUGCCAGGGACGCUGGCUCUGGGCGCCCACCACGGCCUGCCCGCCGACCACAUGGAGCUGGCCCGGGCGCUCAUGGACACCUGCUACCAGAUGAACCGCCAGAUGGAGACGGGGCUGAGCCCCGAAAUCGUGCACUUCAACCUGUACCCCCAGAGCGACCGCAAGGACGUGCAGGUCAAGCCGGCCGACAGGCACAACUUGCUGCGGCCCGAGACGGUGGAGAGUCUGUUCUACCUGCACCGCCUCACGGGAGAGCACAAGUACCAGGACUGGGGCUGGGAGAUCCUGCAGAGCUUCAACAAGUACACGCGGGUCCCCUCGGGUGGUUAUUCCUCCAUCGGCAACGUCCAGGAUCCCCUCAAUCCCCAGCCCCGGGACAAGAUGGAGAGCUUCUUUCUGGGGGAGACGCUCAAGUACCUGUACCUGCUCUUCUCCGACGACCCGGCCCUGCUCAGCCUGGACGCCUACGUGUUCAACACUGAGGCUCACCCCUUGCCCAUCUGGGCCCCGCCUAGGGUGGGGUGACCCCCCCCGUGGGCACUGCCCGGGGGCCUCACACGUCUUGCGUCUGUGGGUACCUGUCCUCGGAACCCUGGCCUCGGGUAGGUUCGCUCUCUCGACCUUGGCCGCGGCGUGUCCCCUCGGCCGACUGUCCGUGCUCCAGGGUCAGGCUGAUGACAUUCCCCAGGGGGUUACCGAGCCUGACGUCUCAGGGCCUCAGAGGUGGUCAGGGCAGCUGGGCGCCCGGUGCUUUGCCGCUGGCUUUGCACUUCUGGCUUGUGGUUCUCAUGACGUCGGAUGGUGUCGUGAGGUCAGCGCCGUGAAUCCCCGAGGCCCCACCUGCUGGGGACCUUCCUGCUUGAAUCAUGACUUACAUUCCUGAUCCCCAAACGUCUUCUGUGUGGCCCCAGUGUCUCUGCUCGUCCCCUGGGGCCGCUCUGGGUCUCCUGGACCCACACGUGUUCUGAGAUGAGCUGAAGGGACAGCCCGACAUGCGGUUCAGCCCGGGGUCUCAGAGUCUGUGAAUGUGCCCUGACCCGGGAGUCCUGGGGGGGCACUUGUGACCUCCUGCGAAUCCGGGCACCUGGCCGGCUGUGGUGUUUACAUGUUGGACUCAGGGAUCCUCCCCCGGCCCUGCAGGGGCGGGGAGGGGCGGGUGGACAAGUUCAUCCUGCUCCUGGACCACCCGACAGAACGGACUUUCCAGGCAGCAUAAAC